Caenorhabditis bovis is the source of this 1047-nucleotide messenger RNA. NCBI's taxonomy places the organism in Eukaryota, Metazoa, Nematoda, Chromadorea, Rhabditida, Rhabditidae. The record is from the annotation of a GenBank genome assembly.
AUGCUUCUUCUCUUGGUGGCGUUCCUAGCAGGCUUCGGCGUUUCCGCGCAUUAUUUUCCUUCACAAAACAUUUACGAAAACGGCCAACUCGACGAUAUUUAUCAAAAAGAGGAUUAUUUUGGCGGCUACAAAAAAUAUGAUAGGCCAAGACCAUGCCCAAAUUUGGAAACAUAUAUCGGAAAUCUCGUUACUGUUUCCUCGGAUGCUUUUUACGAGCCAAUUAUUCGCUAUGUGAAUGACCACGGAGACUACUACGCAAUUGUUACGUGUGACGCAAAUCGCGAUACUGUUAAUCUUCUUUUUGGCCGAAAUAAUACGGAGACCGAUGUCCGCAAGUCCAACUUCAUAUCAUUUGGAACGAGCACUGGUGUAGCGUUGAAAUGCGACGAAACGGAAAGAUCGUUCUUCGAGGACAUUUUUGACCCGAAAUCAAUCACUUUUUCGAAAAAUGUUAAAGUUGAAGAGGUAACAUGCUUACGUCUUGAUAGAACAUCAUUUGGAUUUGCAAUCGAAGGCAUAAUGAAAAAAGUAGAGAACUACCACCUUGAGAAUGCCCUGAAUAAUAGGAGAAAGAAACGACAAGCUCCGAACAAACCUGCAGAAGGAGAUGAUGACACAAAAGUAGAAAAUAGUUCAGUGGUAAAUAACAAUGGAGAAAAACCAUCGAAAUCGACUGACCAGAAUGAGAAGAAUCCGUCAAAGUCUGAAUCGACUGAUCAGAAUGAGAAGAAUCCGUCCAAAUCCGAAUCGACUGAUCAGAAUGAGAAGAAUCCGUCCAAAUCCGAAUCGACUGAUCAGAAUGAGAAGAAUCCGUCCAAAUCCGAAUCCACUGAUCAGAAUGAGAAGAAUCCGUCCAAAUCCGAAUCGACCGGCAAAAACGGAAGUAGUGCAUCUAAAAAUGGAUCGACUGGUGGAAAAAAAGAAUCCUCGAAACAACAAUCUGAAAAGAUUGCUAAUAUCACCAAAAAAGAAGGUAUUCAGAUUGCGUUGGGGAGCCAGGCAGUUGCAGAUAUUCAAGAAAUUAUCAAGGAAAUAUUGUCGCAAUAA